AUGAGUGGGUCCAAGGCCGAUGCGACGGAAGCUAAGGAGCCAGAGAAGUGCUGCAAAUGGUCACUACCGAAAGUGGUGCUUCCCUUGAUCCAGAAGAAGCUGGAGCAUUCUUCGUGGGAGGUCCAGGAGUCGGGGGUCCUCGCGCUGGGCGCCAUCGCCUUCGGCUGCAUGGAUGGAUUGACACAGUACAUGCCCAAGGUGAUGGAGCUUCUCCUGAAUCUGGUCCGUGCUCCCAAACCGCUGCUGCGGAGCAUCUCGUGCUGGACAGUGGCGCGAUUUUCCUCCUGGAUUUGCAACGACCGCAUCAAUCCGCAGUCGGCGCAGGUGCUGAGAUCAGUCCUUCAGCAGCUGCUCUUGAGAAUCCUCGACAAGAACAAGCGAGUGCAAGAGGCGGCUUGCAGCGCUUUUGCCACGCUCGAAGAAACCGCCCGGCAUUUGCUGGUUCCGUACCUGAACGACAUUGUGCAGACCUUGUCCAAGGCGUUCCAGUACUACCAGGCCAAGAACUUGCUCAUCCUUUACGACGCGGUGGGCACAUUGGCCGAUGCCGUAGGACCAGAACUGGAUACUCAGCAGUACAAGCAGCUUGUGCUUGAACCGCUGUUCCAGAAGUUCAACAACACCCCGGACAACGACAGAUCCAUCAUCGCGCUCUUCGAGUGCCUGUCGUCUUUGGCGCAGAACCUGGGGCCGUCCUUUAUGCCCCUCUGCAAGCCGCUGGUGGACCGCUGUAUGCGCCUCAUUGUGACUGGCGCGCAGGCGGCACAAAGGUGGAUGCAGAACCCCAACGAGUACGAGAAGCCGGACCGCGAGGUGAUGGCCGCGAGCAUCGAUCUGCUCGCGGGCAUCGUUGGGGGCCUACAGGCUCGAGUCGGCGAGGUGCUGCAGCAGCAGAACUUCUUGUCCGUAGUCUCGGAGGUCCUCAAGGACAGCGCUCUGCAGGCCAGAUGGUCCAUCCCAAAAACGCUGCGGUUGGUUUUGUCCUAG
Effrenium voratum is the source of this 987-nucleotide messenger RNA. NCBI's taxonomy places the organism in Eukaryota, Dinophyceae, Suessiales, Symbiodiniaceae. The record is from the annotation of a GenBank genome assembly.